AUGAAGCUCUCAAUCGUUCUUCCCGUUGUCGUUGCUAUAUUCUCCGGGGCCGCGACUGCCAGGGACUGCACGUUAGGCCUUCACUAUUGCGGGUACAACCUCCUUAAAAUUGGUAUGUACAGCAUCCUUACCAGAGGAACAAUCCGAAACUAUAGAAGCCAGAUCAAACACGCCCUGCUUAAGGCCGAGCAACCGACACGUACAGUGAACAUCGAACAAUCUAGAUUCAACUGCGUCGAAAAGGGAGGGAUCAAAUAUAUCGAUUUCUGCAGUGGCGGAUGCAGAGAGGGCGUGCGAGAUUCAGUUGAAGGCACAGUGAAGAAGCGGGGGGUAGGAGACUGCGAAAUUAGUUGCUUGCUAUGGACUAAAAUACGCCAACGUGUUUUGCUAGAAAAUUGCAUCCUGUUUAUGUUCACCUCUAUUCCAAAGCUGCUCAUGACUAUUCUUCAUGAACGGCUUCGCUAA
Molecule: messenger RNA, 465 nt
Organism: Lindgomyces ingoldianus
Lineage: Eukaryota; Fungi; Ascomycota; Dothideomycetes; Pleosporales; Lindgomycetaceae
Exons: 4
Coding region: 1-465 (154 amino acids)
Source: RefSeq, a predicted model, not a curated record